This is a messenger RNA of Chiloscyllium plagiosum (whitespotted bambooshark), 2518 nucleotides long. The record is from RefSeq and is a predicted model, not a curated record. Lineage: Eukaryota; Metazoa; Chordata; Chondrichthyes; Orectolobiformes; Hemiscylliidae.
GUGCUGAGUGUGAACAUGGCUUCCAGACAGCAGCUCCUGAGACUGACCGAGGAGGCAGUUUGUCCCAUUUGUCUGGAUUUUUUCACUGAUCCAGUUACACUGGAUUGUGGACACAACUUCUGCCGCUCCUGUAUCGCCCAGAGUUGGGAAAAGAAGGAGAUAAACUCCUGCCAGGAAUGUAGAGAGGUGUUUCCGGAAAGAAACCUCAGGAUAAAUCGAGCCUUAGCGACUCUGGCCGAGGAGUAUCGAAAAUUAAAGCUGGAUCCGAAAGAGAAGGAAAGUAAACCUCACUGUGAGAAACAUCAGGAAGAUCUGAAGCUGUUUUGUGAAACUGACAGGAAAUUGAUCUGUCUGAUUUGUAGAGAUUCGCGGGAGCACAAAACUCACAACUUCCUGCCGAUCAGCGAAGCUGUUGAAAUCUACAAGGAUAAACUGAAAUCUUCCUUAGAUUCUCUCACAGAGAAGAAAUCGACCGUUCUACAAACGGAACUGACCCAGAAACGGAAGAUUUCCGAAGUGAGGGAACAGGCGAGCAGUCUGCAGACCCACAUCACAUCCGAGUUCACUAAAAUGCACCAGAUUCUCACUGAGAAAGAGCAGCGUUUACUCAGAGAUCUCAGGGAAGAAGAGGAGAGGGUUGUAGAACCAAUGGAGAAAACCCUUCGAGAGAUUCAGGAGAAUUUACAUUCCACUGAGGAUGAACUCUCAAAGUUGCAGAAACAGAUGGAGCAAAAAGACGAAUUGAUCUUUCUGAAGGAGGAAGCUUGUCGGAAGAGAAGGAUUAGUGAUGACAUAAAGACACUCUCAGAUUCUGAUGGCUCUCUGUCUCUCGAACAGUUCACUGGCCCUUUACAGUACAUAGUCUGGAGAGAUUUGAUACACACCAUUCACCCAGCUCCAGCCUCUCUGUCUCUGGAUCCAAACACAGCGCAUCCCCGCCUCAUCCUGUCUGAGGACCGGACCAGUGUGAGACUUGGAGACACAGAGCAGCCACUUCCUGACUCCCCGAAGAGAUUUGAUUCCUGGCCCUUUGUUCUGGGAUCAGAGGGAUUCACAUCAGGGAGACAUUACUGGGAGGUAGAGGUGGGGAAGCAGCAUGAAUGGGGUUUAGGAGUGGCCCAAGAAUCUGUGGAGAGGAAAGGGACAAUUGUCCCAAAGGUGGAGACUGGAUUCUGGAUUGUGGGGAAAGAAGCCAGAAGAAGCGAUGAUGCAACAUUUACCACUUCACAGACCCCAACCUCCAGAUGUGCAGAAUCCUGGAAGAUUGGGGUUUUCCUGGACUAUGAGGGUGGACAGGUGUCAUUUUACAGUGCGGACAACAUGUCCCAUCUCCACACUUUCACCCACACUUUCACUGAGAUGGUCUUUCCCUUCUUUUGUCCAGGGCUGACAUAUGGCAGGAAAAACUCUGCCAUGCUGAAAAUCUGCAGGAUUAAGGGGCACUGACACAUCCAUCCCAUAAUUUCACCCCCUCCCCCUCCCUCCUGCCAGCUGUAAACUGAGGGGGGUUGGUCUCAGUCACAGGUGGAGAAAGAAGCCAGGUUAACAUUCUGGGAAUAAACCCUAUGUCGGAACUGGGAAAUGAAAGAUCGGCAAGGAGCUGCGUAGGGCUGGAGGAAAAAAGGAUGGGAAGAGAAAAAGCAAAUAGAAGCUCAGUUGUAGAGAGGGACUUACUGGGUAGAAUGAGGUGUGAGCUGCAGGAACCAUGGACAUUCUUGCCUGUAAUGUGAUCCAUUGUGAAAACCCUUCUGCAAAACAACCUUACAUGUUUCGUCAGAUAAUGUCUUAUUCUACUGAAUUCGAGAGACAGAGCCAGAUUGAAUCGUGCCUGAUAUUCCAGAAAGAUUGGCCCAUUCAUUGACAUCUCACAAGGCCUUUGAUGACUGCAAAGGGAGAUGGAUACAAUUUAAUCAAGGAAUUAAGAAGGCCGAAAGGAGGUCAGGAAGUGUCCUCGGCAGGAAGGAUUCAGGAAAAUAUCAAAUAAUUUUACUCGUAUAUUCAGAGAAAGAGGGUAGACAGGAAAAGGGCUGAUUUAUUCAAGGACAAAGGAAGCAAUUUAUGCACGGACCCAGAGUAAGUGGGUGAUAUCCUUAAUAAGUACUUUGUAUUAAUAUUCAUCAAAGAGAGGCACAUGAAUGAUGGUAAGAUUAGGGAGGUGUAUGUUGAUAUUCCAGGGCAUAUUGAUACUAAGAAGGAGGAGGUUUUGGGUGUCUUGAGGCAGAUAAAUCUCGAGGGCCUGGUGGGAUCUAUUAGGAAAUCUUUGUGCCUAUUUAGUCACUGUCAAGACCCCAGAAGGCUGGAGAAUAGCCAAUGUUGUUCCUUUGUUUAAAAAGGACAACAGGGAUAAUUCAGGAAAUUUUAGGCUGGGGAACCUUAGUUCAGUGGUAGGGAAAUUAUUGGAGAAUAUUUUUAGGGACAGGAUUUAUUCGCAUUUACAAAAGAAUUGACUUAGAAUCAUACAGUCAUAAAGCUGUACAGCCCUUUGUCCAACUCAUACAUACCGACCAGAUAUCCUAAA